UUUACAGAAUCCCGAGUUCUUCUGAAACCAUCAAUACUAGCAACCAAGGUGAGAAUAGUUCCAUAUAGUAAACAUAUGAGAACUGUUUGUAUGAGGAUAGAACUCCUGGGUUGUUCUCCUACUCCUAACCCUCUUCCACUAGAGAACUCUGAUAGAACAAAGUUUCUUGGAAUAUUAAUCGGAGGACUGUUAACCUUGUCUGUUCUACUCCUGGGAGUUAUCCUGGUUCUACUUAAGAGAAGAGGAUUAAAGAGAUAUCCUAGUCUUAGUAGUGUAUCCAUAUCCAGCAGUAUACUGGAGAAAUAUCACGGAGAUGAACCUGAACCUGUUUACCAGGAACCUGGAGUAUAUUCAUCUCCAACCUUAUUCUCCGAGUAUUCUUCUCCUCUCUCACUUAUAUACUCUACACCCCAGAGUAUUUAUCAAGUUUAUCAAUCUCCCAGCAAUCUUAAUCAUUCAUUCACUGAUUUUUCCUACCUGGAGGAAUCAUCCGUAGAUUCAUCCUCAUCCUCCGGAGGAACUCCAAGACUGCCUCCGAUACCCACCUCCAACAUUGAGGAUUUUAUUUUCUUAUCUCCGAUCUACUACAACACAUCUCAACACACUUCGCUAUAGUGAUCCUCCAUUUCGUGCUUCUAGUCCAUUAUUUCUCUUAAAUUGUAUUUUCUACAUAUUUGUUGAAAAAAUUAGGUCUUUAAAUAACGUAAUAUUUCCUAUAUUAAUUAUUAAUCAGUCAUAUGUUGUAUUUUUAUAUAAUAAUACAUUUUUUUAACAUG
Messenger RNA from Eurytemora carolleeae, 776 nucleotides. RefSeq names its product discoidin domain-containing receptor tyrosine kinase B. The record is from RefSeq and is a predicted model, not a curated record. NCBI's taxonomy places the organism in Eukaryota, Metazoa, Arthropoda, Copepoda, Calanoida, Temoridae.